Molecule: messenger RNA, 796 nt
Organism: Oncorhynchus masou masou (cherry salmon)
Lineage: Eukaryota; Metazoa; Chordata; Actinopteri; Salmoniformes; Salmonidae
Product: protein CutA homolog
Exons: 7
Coding region: 125-604 (159 amino acids)
Biological process (GO): response to metal ion
Molecular function (GO): copper ion binding
Source: RefSeq, a predicted model, not a curated record
ACGACCAAUUGGUAAACAACCUAUCCUGAUUUACGGCAGAGCUUAAUCUUUACGUUAGGGAGUGGCAACAGUACACAUUGCAUCUAAACUGCUAACAUACUGUCUAAAGAGUGCUGAAUAGGCAAUGCGCUUUGGACUGCCUGCUACAGAAGGAUUGCAGGCUGGUGGACCUCUGAGGGUUAUUCUUUGUGGUGAGUAUAUUGCGUUGCUUAGCGUGUUGACGCUCACGCUGCUGAGGACUGUGGGAUUGAGAGCGUUCUCCAUGGCGUCCGAGACCUACAUGUCGGGCACACACUCUGCUGCCUUUGUCACCUGCCCCAACGAACAGGUGGCCAAAGAUCUGGCCAGGGGAAUCGUUGAGAAGAAGCUGGCUGCUUGUGUCAACAUCGUCCCCCAAAUCACAUCUGUAUAUGAGUGGCAGGGGAAGAUCCAGGAGGAUGGUGAAGUUUUGCUGAUGAUAAAGACCAGAAGUUCUAAGGUUGCAUCUCUGGCCGAAUAUGUUAGGUCCAACCACCCGUAUGAAGUAGCAGAGGUCAUCAGCCUACCCAUAGAGCAGGGCAACCCACCCUACCUCAAGUGGCUUGGUGACACUGUACCAGAAUGAUGGGUGGAUGGAGAGAGGAAGGGAUGGGUGGAUGGAGAGAGGAAGGGAUGGGUGGAUGGAGAGAGGAAGGGAUGGGUGGAUGGAGAGAGGAAGGGAUGGGUGGAUGGAGAGAGGAAGGGAUGGGUGGAUGGAGAGAGGAAGGCUGCGUGAAAUGUAUUUGGAAUAAUAAAAUCUGCAGAAAUGUGACUAAAA